CUGGGAGGAAGAGGCCGAGCCGGGAGCCCCCGCCCUGGGAGGAAGGGGAGGAGGCCGAACGCUUCCUGGCGCAUUCCCGGCCCGCCCGAGUGACUCACUCAGGCAGGAAACUCCCAGGGCCCGCCCGGGACCCUCGAGCCGCCGCCCGGGACCCAGCCCAGGAUGGCGGCCCAGGUCACUCUGGAGGAUGCAUUGUCCAAUGUGGAUCUCCUGGAGGAGCUGCCCUUGCCUGACCAGCAGCCCUGCAUUGAGCCCCCACCAUCUUCACUGCUCUACCAGCCAAAUUUCAACACUAACUUUGAAGACAGAAAUGCAUUUGUCACCGGCAUUGCAAGAUACAUUGAACAAGCAACCGUCCAUUCCAGCAUGAACGAGAUGCUGGAGGAAGGCCAGGAGUAUGCUGUCAUGUUAUACACGUGGAGGAGCUGCUCCCGGGCCAUCCCACAGGUGAAAUGUAACGAGCAGCCUAAUAGAGUGGAAAUCUAUGAGAAAACCGUGGAGGUCCUGGAGCCUGAGGUCACAAAACUGAUGAAUUUUAUGUAUUUCCAGAGAAAUGCUAUCGAGCGUUUCUGUGGGGAGGUGAGACGCCUGUGCCAUGCUGAGAGGAGGAAGGACUUUGUGUCGGAAGCCUAUCUCAUCACACUGGGCAAAUUCAUCAACAUGUUUGCUGUGCUGGAUGAGCUGAAGAACAUGAAGUGCAGUGUGAAGAAUGACCACUCAGCAUAUAAGAGGGCUGCUCAGUUUUUACGUAAAAUGGCGGAUCCACAGUCCAUCCAGGAAUCGCAGAAUCUGUCCAUGUUUCUGGCUAACCACAACAAGAUCACACAAUCUCUGCAGCAGCAGCUCGAGGUGAUUUCUGGCUAUGAAGAGCUCCUGGCUGACAUCGUGAAUCUGUGUGUGGAUUACUACGAGAACAGGAUGUACUUGACGCCGAGUGAGAAACACAUGCUCCUCAAAGUAAUGGGAUUUGGUCUGUACCUGAUGGAUGGGAGUGUCAGUAACAUCUACAAACUAGAUGCCAAGAAGAGAAUAAACUUAUCCAAAAUUGACAAGUACUUCAAGCAACUCCAGGUGGUUCCAUUGUUCGGGGACAUGCAAAUAGAACUAGCAAGAUACAUCAAGACCAGUGCCCACUAUGAGGAAAAUAAGUCACGGUGGACGUGCACAUCCUCGAGCAGCAGCCCCCAGUACAACAUCUGUGAGCAGAUGCUCCAGAUCCGAGAGGACCACAUGCGCUUCAUCUCUGAGCUGGCACGCUACAGCAACAGUGAGGUGGUGACAGGGUCCGGCCGCCAGGAGGCCCAGAAGACAGAUGUGGAGUACCGCAAGCUCUUUGACUUGGCCCUGCAGGGCCUUCAGCUCCUGUCACAGUGGAGUGCACAUGUCAUGGAAGUGUAUUCGUGGAAACUCGUGCACCCCACUGACAAGUACUCCAACAAAGACUGCCCUGACAAUGCUGAGGAGUACGAACGCGCCACCCGCUACAACUAUACCAGCGAGGAGAAGUUUGCCCUGGUCGAGAUCUAUGGGGCACCAGUACAGUUUUGCUGCAUGGACGUGUCUUGUCACACAGUGGUGUGGUCCAGGCUUUCAGGUACCCAUCACCUGACUGGUGCACACUGUGCCCAUCAGGUGGUAGCCAUGAUCAAGGGCCUGCAGGUAUUGAUGGGCAGGAUGGAGAGCGUGUUCAACCACGCCAUCCGGCACACUGUCUACGCCGCGCUGCAGGACUUUGCACAGGUGACCCUCAGGGAGCCACUGCGGCAGGCCAUUAAGAAGAAGAAGAACGUCAUCCAGAGUGUCCUGCAGGCCAUCAGGAAGACUGUGUGUGACUGGGAGACGGGGCAUGAGCCUUUCAACGACCCAGCACUGCGGGGUGAGAAGGACCCCAAGAGCGGCUUUGACAUCAAAGUGCCACGACGUGCCGUGGGACCCUCCAGCACACAGCUCUACCUGGUGCGCACCAUGGCCGAGUCCUUGAGCUCUGCUGAGCUGCUCCGGCAGCUCAAGGCUCUGGGCAUGGAAAGGCUCUUGCAUGUGGUAAACACGUUUCUGAGGCAGUCGUACGCCUACCCGCCUCUUUUAACCUUUGGUGGUAAGACAUCACUUGUUGUUCUUGUUGACGUUUGUGGCUUGGAGGUACACUGUGCUGCAAGUUGUUCCUUCCCCCAGUCAGCAGCUCCUGGGCCACUGAGAUGGGUGCAGAUCCUGCGGGGAGCCUGCACUGCCAGGCUCAGCGAGGCUUCCUGCUCCCACAGUCUCCCUGAGUUUGGCGUAACUAAUGCACCGUGUAUAUUUUCUCCCCUACAAAUGUUUCCUUGGAUAAUCCAGCUUUACAUGGUGAGAACCAUGCUAGAGUCCCUCAUUGCAGACAAAAGUGGUUCCAAGAAAACCCUGAGAAGUAGCCUUGAGGGGCCCACAAUACUGGACAUAGAAAAGUUUCAUCGAGAGUCAUUCUUCUACACCCACUUGAUAAAUUUCAGUGAAACACUGCAGCAGUGCUGUGACCUCUCCCAGCUGUGGUUCCGUGAGUUCUUCCUGGAGCUGACCAUGGGCCGGAGGAUCCAGUUCCCCAUUGAGAUGUCCAUGCCCUGGAUCUUAACGGAUCACAUUCUGGAGACUAAGGAAGCCUCGAUGAUGGAGUACGUCCUCUACCCCCUGGACCUGUACAAUGACAGCGCCCACUACGCUCUCACCAGGUUCAGCAAGCAGUUCCUCUAUGACGAGAUCGAGGCUGAGGUGAAUCUGUGUUUUGACCAAUUUGUUUAUAAGCUGGCAGACCAGAUAUUUGCCUAUUACAAGGUCAUGGCAGGAAGUUUGCUUCUCGAUAAACGGUUACGAUCGGAGUGCAAGAAUCAAGGAGCCACGAUCCACCUGCCGCCUUCUAACCGCUAUGAGACGCUGCUGAAGCAGAGGCACGUGCAGCUCCUGGGCAGAUCCAUAGACCUCAACCGUCUCAUCACCCAGUGGGUCUCAGCAGCCAUGUAUAAGUCCCUGGAACUGGCAAUUGGAAGAUUUGAAAGUGAAGACCUAACAUCAAUAGUUGAGCUGGAUGGCCUCUUAGAAAUCAACCGCAUGACCCAUAAGCUGUUGAGCCGGUAUCUGACCCUGGACAGCUUUGACGCCAUGUUCCGGGAGGCUAACCACAACGUAUCUGCACCCUACGGGAGAAUCACCCUCCAUGUCUUCUGGGAGCUCAACUAUGACUUCCUGCCCAACUACUGCUACAAUGGCUCCACCAACCGGUUUGUUCGGACAGUAUUGCCAUUUUCUCAGGAAUUUCAAAGAGAUAAGCAGCCUAAUGCUCAGCCCCAGUAUUUGCAUGGAUCCAAGGCUUUGAACCUGGCCUACUCGAGCAUCUACGGCAGCUACCGGAACUUCGUGGGGCCUCCGCACUUCCAAGUCAUCUGCAGGCUGCUUGGCUAUCAGGGCAUUGCCGUGGUCAUGGAAGAGCUGCUGAAGGUCGUUAAAAGCCUGCUGCAGGGUACCAUCCUACAGUACGUGAAGACGCUGAUGGAGGUGAUGCCCAAGAUCUGCCGCCUGCCCCGGCACGAGUAUGGCUCUCCUGGUAUCCUGGAGUUCUUCCACCACCAGCUGAAGGACAUUGUGGAGUAUGCAGAACUAAAGACUGUGUGCUUCCAGAACCUGCGGGAGGUGGGCAAUGCAGUGCUAUUCUGCCUGCUUAUCGAGCAGAGCCUGUCGUUAGAAGAAGUGUGUGACCUGCUGCACGCAGCUCCUUUCCAGAACAUCUUGCCUCGAGUCCAUGUGAAAGAGGGGGAGAGACUUGAUGCCAAAAUGAAAAGACUUGAAUCAAAGUAUGCCCCACUACAUCUCGUCCCACUGAUUGAGAGACUGGGGACUCCUCAGCAAAUUGCCAUUGCCAGAGAGGGGGACUUGCUGACAAAGGAGCGUCUCUGCUGUGGCCUGUCCAUGUUCGAAGUCAUCCUCACGAGGAUCCGCACUUUCCUGGAUGACCCCAUCUGGCGUGGGCCUUUACCCAGCAACGGGGUCAUGCACGUGGACGAGUGUGUUGAGUUCCACAGGCUGUGGAGUGCCAUGCAAUUUGUGUACUGCAUUCCGGUGGGGACACAUGAGUUCACUGUAGAGCAGUGCUUCGGCGAUGGGCUGCACUGGGCUGGCUGUAUGAUCAUUGUACUACUUGGGCAACAGCGGCGUUUUGCUGUAUUGGAUUUCUGCUACCAUCUACUUAAAGUUCAGAAACAUGAUGGCAAAGAUGAGAUUAUCAAAAAUGUGCCUUUGAAGAAGAUGGUGGAUAGAAUCCGCAAGUUCCAGAUCCUCAAUGAUGAGAUCAUCGCCAUCCUGGACAAGUACCUGAAGUCGGGUGAUGGGGAGAGCACACCUGUGGAGCACGUGCGCUGCUUCCAGCCGCCCAUCCACCAGUCUCUGGCCAGCAGCUGAGGACACCUGUCCUGGCCCAGAGCAGUCAGUAACUCUAACGCCAUGGUUUUUGCUCUGUGAACUAUGUAGUGAGAUUUUUAGGGCUAUUUUUCACUAUUUCUGUACCUGUUAAAGAGGGUGCAUCUCGAUUUAAAAGUUGAAUUUUAUAAAAUUGACUUAUUUUUCUAGACUGCACUUAGUUACUCAUGCAGAUUCUGGUAACUAAGAAGUCUGAGGGUACUGGCUGCCGACUGUUGCCAUUGUCCUUAUAAAAUUAUUCUCAACUUUCCUAUGGAAUGUUCCGGAAGCUCUGACAUCACAUGCUACUGAGUGUAUUCAUUUAUCCCUUCUUACAAAAAUGCUAACGAAUGUAUUAAAAUCCUUUCCCAGUUACCAUUAAUGAUUAACUCUAGCUUUUGUUUACGGAUUUUUUGAUGCUUUUAUGAAUAAUCUUUUAUAAAUCAUCAGUCCUCUCUUUUGUGUGUUUCACAAAAUAGUGAAUUUAACUGCUUCUAUUAAAUCCAAUUGUGACAAACUAAUUUGUGAGGUAUCAUUUAAAUGUCAUAGAAAUAAAACUAAUUAAAUCUAUUUUGUGUUCAUUCCUUUACUAUGACCCUGUGCUGCUUGGCUUGGGCAUUAUCUGAGCACACAGGAUGGGCCCAGCUCCAAGCCCAGAGUGCCUCCAGGAUGACGGAGGGCAGGAUCGUGACACCACUCAGCACCUGGUUUUUCUUGCCAACACACAUGCUUCGCAUUUUCCUUAACGUUUCCACAGGCAACUGAGAUGUAAAAUAGGGCUGGCCAUUCCACUCUGGAUGCACAGAACACCUGUGUUGUAUGUGCCUGUGACCUGGAGAUUCUGUGGCUGCCACAUUGCUUCCAUUCGCCUUUAGAAAUGCAACACCAAAGUCGAGGAGCAUCAGGCAUGGCACAGAAAGAGCAAACAUAGGAGCUGCUCUGCUGUGCUGUUAGCCCGGGAGUGGAAUGAAGCAGAGCAGAACUUUAAUGUUUAUUUUUUAAGACAGUCUCACCAUGUCACCCUUGGUAGAGUGUCGUGGCGUCACAGCUCACAGCAAACUCCAACUCUUGAGCUUAAGCGAUUCUCCUGCCUCAGCCUCCCAAGUUACUGGGACAUUAGACGCCUGCCACAACGCCUGGCUUUUUUGUUGCAGUUGUCAUUGUUUUAUACAGUCCUGGUGUGUAUGGCCAGUGUCCUACUCACUGGGACACUGCGCUAUGGGUGCCGCCUACAAACUCUUGUUUAUAAGUUACCUAAAGAUGUUGCUUUUUUGGCUUGGCGCCCAUACCACAGUGGUUACAGCAUCAGCCACAUAUACCAUAACAAUAAUGCUAAACAAUAUUGCUAAACAAUUCUUACCCAUGUUUGCUAAACAAUAAUGAUAACUGCAACAAAAGAAUAGCCAUGUGUUGUGGCGGGCACCUGUGGUCUCAGCUACUAGGAGGCUGAGGCAAGAGGAUUGCUUGAACCCAAGAGUUUGAGGUUGCUGUGAGCUGCAACAACACGGCAUUCUACCAAGGGCAACAAAGUGAGACUGUC
Molecule: messenger RNA, 5956 nt
Organism: Nycticebus coucang (slow loris)
Lineage: Eukaryota; Metazoa; Chordata; Mammalia; Primates; Lorisidae
Gene: CYFIP1
Product: cytoplasmic FMR1 interacting protein 1
Biological process (GO): regulation of actin filament polymerization; modification of synaptic structure; regulation of translation
Cellular component (GO): synapse; neuron projection; SCAR complex
Molecular function (GO): small GTPase binding; RNA 7-methylguanosine cap binding
Source: RefSeq, a predicted model, not a curated record